GCUUUCACCUCCACCUCCACCACCACCACGACCUCGUCUUCCCCUUCUCUUUUUUCUCUACAAACCCAUCCACCUCAAUCAUUCCCGCCCAAAGCAAACCACCCCUCCCUCCUCUUUUAUCCCAUGAAACCCUAACCCUAAUCCACUCCCCACUCCCCUCCCUUCGUUCCCAUGGCUCCCUUGCCGCUCCGCCUCGGCUUCCACCUCUCCCCCUCGCGCUCCUCCUCCGGAGAAGAAGAAGAGGAGGAGGAGGAGGAGGAGGAGGAAGAGGAGGAGGAGGAGGAGUAUCCGAUCUCGUCGCCGCUGAUCAUGGCGGGGGCGGAGGGGGAGAGGGUCGCGGGGCAGCAGUUCUCGCUCGCGGCGGCGCUCGUGGCGGCGCUGAGGAGGUCGCUGGUGGUGUGCGGCGGGGUCGCCACAGCCGCCGUCGCCGGGGAGGACGGGUGCGGCGGCGGCGGCGGCGGCGCGCCGUCGAUGGACAUCGGGUGGCCCACCGACGUGAGGCACGUCGCGCACGUCACCUUCGAUCGCUUCGACGGGUUCCUAGGGCUACCCAGGGAGCUGGAGCCCGAGGUUCCUCCUAGGGCUCCCAGUGCCAGCGCAAGCGUGUUUGGAGUUUCUGCCAAAUCUAUGCAAUGCUCCUAUGAUAAAAGAGGGAAUAGUGUUCCAACAAUUUUGCUUAGAAUGCAAAGGCACCUAUAUCUACGAGGAGGUCUUCAGGUGGAGGGGAUCUUCAGAAUUAACGCCGAAAAUAGCCAGGAUGUGUAUGUUAGAGACCAUCUAAACAGAGGAGUUGUACCUCACGAGGUUGAUUUGCAUUGCCUAGCCGGCUUAAUAAAGGCAUGGUUUAGGGAACUUCCUACAGGUGUACUUGACUCACUAACACCAGAUCAGGUGAUGCACUGCAACACAGAACAAGAAUGCUCCCAACUGGCAAAAAUGCUACCGCCAACAGAGGCUGCAUUACUUGAUUGGGCCAUCAAUCUCAUGGCUGAUGUUGUGGAGCAUGAACACUACAACAAGAUGAAUGCUCGGAAUAUUGCAAUGGUUUUUGCUCCUAACAUGACUCAGAUGGCAGAUCCCUUGACUGCUUUGAUUCAUGCAGUCCAAGUGAUGAAUUUCCUCAAAACAAUGAUCAUAAAGACUCUACGGGAAAGAGAGGAAUCGGUGAAUGCAGCUACGGUAAUCCAGCAGUGCUCUGACUCUCCGAGUGACAAAGAUGAACUUAAUUCGUCGGAACCUAUAGAAAAAUCCUCUUUGAAUUCGUCUCAAAGAACCAUUGAUUCCACUAUUCUUGAUGCGACUGCUUUAGACAAGCUCCUCUUCAGCGCCGGACAUAAUCCGGAGAAUACUGUUGGGGAGGAUUUUCAGUGCUUUGAGAAGAAUGAUGAAGUGGAAAUUCCGACCUUACGGAAUGGUUCAGAAAAUGGAAUCGGUAACAGAGAUAUAGAAGGCUUGUUGGAUAGGUUUAGCUUGAGAAAAGGAGUGCGAAAGCUGUGCCGGCAUCCCGUGUUUCAUCUGAGCAGGUCGAUGAAGAAGUCGGGGGAGCUCGGCAUCGUAGAAUCCGGUGAAGGAAGAGAAGCUUGGGUGUGAGAUAUUGAUAUUGGGAUUAGCAAGUUGAUAGUUCCAUAGCAGUGUUUAGAAUUUUAUUUGUUCGAAACAUUCGUAGGAAAUGAAAGUAUGUGGCGAAAAGUUUUAUCAAUGUACAUGUCGGUUUGCUAUUUCAUAGAUCAGAGCGACUUUCGAAACACGGAAGUGCAGAACAAACCAGCUAUGUCAAAUGACUUGCAAUAGGUUGUUGAAUGGUGAUUUCAUUUCAACUCGAAUGAAUGUUCGCAUUUGCAUA
Molecule: messenger RNA, 1843 nt
Organism: Ananas comosus (pineapple)
Lineage: Eukaryota; Viridiplantae; Streptophyta; Magnoliopsida; Poales; Bromeliaceae
Product: rho GTPase-activating protein 5-like
Exons: 5
Coding region: 172-1590 (472 amino acids)
Biological process (GO): signal transduction
Molecular function (GO): GTPase activator activity
Source: RefSeq, a predicted model, not a curated record